This is a messenger RNA of Schistosoma spindalis, 5310 nucleotides long. The record is from the annotation of a GenBank genome assembly. NCBI's taxonomy places the organism in Eukaryota, Metazoa, Platyhelminthes, Trematoda, Strigeidida, Schistosomatidae.
ACUGUAGCCUUGAAAAAGGUCAUACAUUGUUUGCUUACGCCGAGGUCAAUCACCAGCAGUGGAACCGGUGAAUUGAGUCAUUUUAAGAAUGGAAGGAGUUAAAAAUCCACGGAGAGCUAGUUCGGCUAAAGAGUCUAGAUUGGCUCUACUAGCAAAGAUGCGUGAGGCAAAAGAGAAAGGAGAACGUCUUCGCAUUGUGAGUAAAUAUGCAGCUUAUUUCCUUUCAGGAAAGAGACGAGCAACCAGUGUACGAAACUGUUGACGAAGCAGAAUAUGCUGAAUUGGUCAGAAAACGUCUGGAAGAUGACUGGAUUGUUGAUGAUGAAGGUGGUGAUUACGCAGAAGAUGGGAGGGAAAUAUUUGACGAUAACGAUGAAGAUGAAGAACAGUUUGAUUUAAGACCGAAAGCGAAGAACAUAGUGUCGUCUCAGUCAGCACCGAAGAAGAAACGGCUUAAUCCUGAUAUCCGGGCUAGUGAUUCAGCACCUCUGCGUCCUUCUGUUGGGCGUGAUAUUCGGAGUCUAUUUGCUGCUUCAUCAGGUUCAAAUUCGAGUAAGAAAAGAAAAGAAAUGAAAGAUCUCUCUGUGGACCCGAACCUAGAUGAUUUGUUAGCGGAAUUAGAAUCCUCUGUAACAGAACCUAAACCUCACCACCAUAACUCUGAUAAUUUAUCUCGGAAAAGUUCCGUAGCUUCAAAACGAGACUCUGGAGUACAUGGCAAUGUGGUAAAUACACUUACCGCCUUGAAACGUCGUUCACCUGAACGACCAGAACAACCUAUUCACACAAUUAACGGGCCUCGUCUAAAACUUCCCUUAGUAUCUGAAAAGAAGCAUUCUUCACAGACUCCACUUGAUCAGAGAUCACGUAAUCCUUUCUCGUGUCACAAGCCUGCAGAAACAGAGCAGAAAAUUGGGCACAGUAAACCACAGGUUACCGAAGCUAUUUCUCUUCCACUCGAAGAGGCAACAUCAAUGGUUUCUGAGGUGGAUGAGACCAACUUUUCGGAAGAUUUUGAAAUGGAGAUGGUACCAAAAAAUGUUCAACCUGCCGUUCAGCCACCAAAAUCAACAAGUGGAUCAAAUACACAAUCAAUAACUAAUGUAACUGCUAACUGGUUAACUGAAGAAAAUCUAGCUAAAGCUGAUGACACAACUUGGAUAGGUGAAACUAGUCCAGUUUCAUUUCCUCCUUCAUCAGGCAAGGGAAACUUUCUUUACUUUUAUUGGUUUGAUGCUUAUGAGGAUUUCAAACAACUACCAGGCAUUGUUUACCUAUUUGGCAAACUUUAUGAUCUCUCGAAGUCUGGGACGUAUGCCAGCUGUUGUUUGCGCAUUAAAGACCUUGAAAGACGCAUAUUUUUACUACCACGAACAUCAUCGCCUGAAAAUGGUGAGCUCCCUACUGUCAAGGAUGUUUACAUGGAAUUUAGAGACUUGACUUCACAGUUUAAAAUUGGAAAGUUUAGGUGUAAAACCACUGAAAAGCGCUAUGCUUUCGAAUAUGCCGAUGUGCCAGAAACAAGUGACUAUUUAGAGGUCCGUUAUGCUGCGUCAUACUCGCCUUUGCCAGCGGAUCUUCAAGGAAAAACCUUUUCUCACGUUUUUGGUACAAACACCUCUUUUUUGGAGAACCUAAUGCUUGACUUACAGUUACGUGGUCCCUGUUGGCUAGAAAUCAAAGAUGCGUCACAGGUUCAGCCUCAGAUAAGUUGGUGCCAAAUUGAUUAUGAAGUCAUUUGGAGGUCAGGAAGUGGAUGUCCAAUCACAAAAUUGUCCACUGUUAUUGAAAGCCAAAAAUUAUCAUCAGACAAUACUUUAGAUUUAAUGAAAGUUCCACCAGCACCACCGCUGUGCUUAGCCGCUAUAAAUAUCAAGUCAGUUACACAAAAACAUUCAAUUCAUUCUGAGAUAAUUUCAAUCGGUUUACUGAUUGAUAAUGCUUAUCUUCUUGAUAAACCGAUAGAGAAGAGCCUUUUUCAAACACAUUAUUUAGUUUUGGCACCUCCUAAAGAUGCAGCUUUACCGUAUGAUCUUCGAACAAAAUUGCCAACCUAUGGAGCUCAGUACAGUCCUCCUUCUUCCACUUGGUUAUCCUCAAAUUCAGGAGUUUCAUCAACGCCUUCUACUGUAGAAAAAUACAAGAACCGUUCCAAUGGAGAUUCAUCAGGAGCUGGUGGAGUUGAUGUUGAACCUAAUGAGCGUGCAUUGUUAGGUAGAUUCUUGACUCGCCUACAUAAACUUGAUCCUGAUAUAAUUAUUGGACAUGAUUUGUGGGGACAUCAAAUUGAAUUACUAAUCCAAAGGUUGAAUGCUAAUAAAGUUCCUCAUUGGCACCGUGUAGGACGGUUACGACGUUCUGUCAACUUCCCAAUGAAUUUAAACAGUCGGUCUUGGAUUAUUCGUCAUUCAAUGCCUGGCCGUCUUGUUUGUGACACCAAAGUAUCUGCUCGUGAAUUGGUUCGAUCAAGAACAUACAACCUUUCUGAUCUAGCCAGUCAAGUUUUAGGGGAGGUCGCUUCUAAAAAGGACGACAAAUCCUCGCAAAUUAGUCUACUUCCAAAACGUCAAAUUCCACCCAUCCUAAUCAGUCGACUGAAUGGAAACACUAAAUUUGUUUGUGAUAAUGAUCUUUCAAUAAUGGGUUUUGGUGCAGAAUUAGCAGAUAUUGAAAUAGAUUCUGCUGAUUUGCGAUGUUUGUUCUCUAAUUCCGACUUAGUACGACAGCUUAUUGAUUUUUGUCUUUCUGAUGCACAUCUUGUCCUUAGACUAUGUCAUCAGUUACAGGUUUUACCUCUUGCAAUGCAGAUUACCUCUAUUUGUGGCAACGUACUUAGUCGCACUUUGUCAGGUGGUCGUGCUGAGCGUAACGAGGCGUUACUUCUUCAUGCCUUCACUCAACACGGAUACAUUGUCCCAGAUCCACCUGUAUCUCAUCGCGGUCCGCAUACUAAUCGUCAUGAUGAGUGGGAUGGUAUUCAAGACCAAGCAGUUGAAGAAGUAGGAACUGGACGUAGGAAACCAGCCUAUACUGGUGGAUUAGUGCUUGAACCAAAAAAAGGCUUUUAUGACAAAUACAUUCUACUUCUGGAUUUCAACUCUUUAUACCCAUCUAUUAUACAAGAAUUUAAUAUUUGCUUUACUACUGUUGACCGUGAUCUUGUGGCAACUACUUCAUCUGAUAAAGAGCCUUUAGAUCUGGAUACCAUUGUUACCACUCUGUUAGCUACAGUUCAUGGGGAUUCCAAUAAUAUAUCUGUUGUAAACUCUGAUGACAAGAAAAUACGCCUUCCAGUCGAUCAAGAACCUGGUUUAUUACCUGCAGAAAUUAGACGUUUAGUUGAAUCACGUAAAGAAGUAAAAAAGUUGUUGGCAAAUACAUCAUCUGGUGAUGCUGCACAACGUGCACAAUGGAAUACUAGACAAGCUGCACUAAAGUUAACGGCCAAUAGUGUUUAUGGUUGUUUAGGGUUUGCUGCUUCUCGGUUCUGUGCUCGAGGUUUAGCUGCCUUAGUUACUGGUUUAGGACGUGCAGUGCUUAUGAACACUAGAGACCUAGUGGAAAAUAUGAACAUGGAAGUUAUUUACGGUGAUACCGAUUCCAUUAUGGUUAAUACUAAUACAACGGAUUUAUUAGCUGCAUUAGCUAUUGGUGAAAAAAUACGCCAAGAAGUCAAUAAACACUAUCGUCUCUUAGAGCUUGAUACAGAUGGUGUUUAUGCUGCUAUGUUGCUUUUAGCUAAAAAGAAAUAUGCAGCCUUGUCAGUUAUAAAUCCUGUUCAGUGGGCUGCAGCCACAAAAAUAUCAAUUAAUCAAGGACUAACACCACAAGUUGUUUGUACAAAACAAGAAAUGAAAGGUUUGGAUAUUGUUCGACGUGACUGGUCAGCACUUGCUAUAUCUGUUGGUCGACGGUGUGUGGCUGCUUUGUUGUCUGGUGAACCUAAAGAUAUCAUUUUAGAUCGCAUACAUGCUGAUUUAACUGAAACAGCAGAAAAAGUGCGUCAAGGAAACUUACCUAUUUCAGAAUUUAUUAUAACUAAGAUGCUAACUAAAAAUCCGGAGGACUAUUCUGAUACAAAAAGUCAACCUCAUGUACAAGUAGCUUUACGUCUCAACGGUUCUACUGCAGAUGAUAAGAAAACUGGCACGCGUCGACUUCGUGCAGGAGAUACUGUCGAGUAUGUAAUCUGCGAAGAUGGUUCCGGACAACUUGCUACACAUCGUGGUUACAGUCCAACGGAGCUUACCAGUCGUUUGUAUAAAGUAUCUGACGAUUCGGAACCAUCUACAAAGGGAAUUCUUUCAAUCGACGUGAAUUACUACUUAGCUCAUCAAAUACAUCCUGUUGUUAGUCGACUAGUUGCACCCAUUGACGGUACUUCUCCUGCUCGUAUUGCUGAUUGCCUUGGACUUGAUCCAUCAGGUUAUCGUCGUUCUAAUGUAACUACUAUUGUAGAUGAAGAUGAUGAAAAUAACCCAGAUAGUGGCUUUUCCUCUGGAUUCUCUAGCUUCACUAAUUGUGGAGAUGUUGAACCACUUUACAUCAAUUGUCCACGAAAUUGUGAUGGUCCUCCAAUCGCAAUUAAAACAUCAGCUUUUAGUGUGGUUGGUAAAACUUGGUUUUGUCCUACAUGUUCGCACAAUUUAUUGCUUUCACAAGAUUCUACUCGCCUUGUUACUAAUCGCUUGGUCUUUGAAGCGCGUCGUCUUAUUGUCCGCUAUCAAUUAGGUUGGAUGACUUGUGAGGAUCCUGCUUGUGCUGUAGUCACACGUUCGUUACAUUGUCCUCCAAGUUCUGGUCAUCAUACUAUUGGUGAAUCCGACGGUCUUUGGGCUCGUGGUGGACGUCCUCUCUGUGGAGUAUGUGGAGGUCAGGCAACACUCAAGUCAAACUACUCUGAGGCAAAGCUCUAUAGGCAGCUAUGCUUUUUCAGAUACCUAGUGACUCCACCAAACAAUAAGAAUGCUGGAAGUAAUGCUGAUAUGGAAAUUACUCUGCCUCCAUUGGUUUCCACAAUUCUUUCGCAAUGCCGAAUUCAUUUUGAUCGUCUUUUAUCUCAUUCUGCAUUUGCGAUGGUAGACUUGGGUAAAUUAUUUUCCGGUCUCCGUACAACUUGCACUGGACCUGGAUUCCGUUAACUUGAAAGAUCACUUCCCACUACAGUAUCUGUAUUAUUUAUAUGUUUAUUCAUGAGUGUAAAUAUUUAUUAUUUUUCUACAAAAAACUUUUAUGUACCGAGCUUUAUUGAAUAAACAAAUUUCCUUCUACUUUCAUAACGAGUAUAAUAUAUAUUUAUUUUUGUUUAGC